AAAGAAUUUAAAUACAAGCUCUCCCGCCCAACUUUUCUUGCAUAUUUCAGCGAGCACCGGACAGCAUGUCGGAACACACAGGACACCAUCAUUCGCCUACACAUAUGGGACACCAUCAUCACGGACACCACCCACAAGGGUGCAAGGGCGCAAACCUUGUUCAACACGACUUUAAUGACAAGGCUGCCAAGUGGGAUGAGAAUCCCUUAGUGCACGAGCUGGCUAAUAAGGCAUUGGAAAGCAUUAAAACUCAUGUACCACUGAGAGAUGACAUGAAUGUCUUGGACUUUGGCUGUGGAACUGGGAACCUCUCUUUUCUACUCCUUCCCUUUGUGCAGCAUGUCCACGGCGUCGACAGCGCCGAAGGCAUGAUUGAACAAUUUCAGAAAAAGAUUCAACAAGGCGCACAGACCCGUCUCUCGUGCGAAGCCCUCAACCUCAGUGAGCCGUAUCCCAAACAAUUAUCAACCCAAUACGAUUUGAUCGUAUCUCAUGUAGCAUUCCACCACAUUGAGAAUGUUCCGGGGAUGAUCAAUCUGCUAGCCAGUCACCUUAAACCUGGCGGAUACCUGGUGAUUUCGGACUUGCAGAAAACACCAACAGCCGAGGAAUUUCAUAGCAAAAAGCAGGCUGAUACGGUAUUUCAUCACGGAUUUGACCCUGAGACACUGGGGGCGUGGAUGAAAGCAGACCUGUCGACGGUUGAGAUUCACAAGGACGCCUAUAGCGUGAAAAAGAAGGUGGAAGAUGGUCAGCACGCGGGAAUGUUGAAUGACGUUGCUUGCCUGUUGGCUGUGGGGAGGAAGGAAUAAGAAGGAGGUUGUGGUGGGAUCUGCGAUUUCCUGUUGCGAUCAAAUGGCCCAUGGCAUGUUGAACGUUCCGUAUAGUUUCUCAACCCAUGUCACCGUCGUGGAGUUGACGUUUGGUAGACUAAAUAAUAAUGAAGAUCUACACUAUAAA
This is a messenger RNA of Spizellomyces punctatus DAOM BR117, 960 nucleotides long. RefSeq lists its product as uncharacterized. Lineage: Eukaryota; Fungi; Chytridiomycota; Chytridiomycetes; Spizellomycetales; Spizellomycetaceae. Bases 66 to 812 code for a protein of 248 amino acids. The transcript has 2 exons. The record is from RefSeq and is a predicted model, not a curated record.